AUGGAAUUUUUGCUAGUUGUCUUUUCCUUGGUUCUUGUUCUUGCAACUAAAAAUGCCAAUGGCGGCGGUGGAUUUUCCUUUGAUGAGUACUACUAUCAAACAUUCGGAGGCAAUCAUCUUACCAUCCUUGACCAAGGAAACGAAGUUCAGCUUCUAUUGGACCAAUCUACAGGUGCUGGCUUCAGUUCAAGAAGAGAUUUUGGUUCAGGGUACUUUGGUAUCAGCAUGAAGAUACCAGACAAAAACAGUACAGGGGUUGACACAUCAUUUUAUCUAAUUUCAGUUCCAGUAGGACAACCAGUUGGAGGUGUGAAGCAUUACGAGGUUGACAUUGAAUUUUUUGGGACUAAUGGCAAUCCUCAUGUGCUGAGUACAAAUGUGUUCAUGAAUGAUUUUGGUGGGAAGGAGCAAUUAUUUCAUCUCUGGUUUGAUCCUACGGUAGAUUUCCACAAGUGGUUUGUCGAUGAAACUCCAAUCAGAGUUUGGAAAAACAUGUCAAAUUGGGGAGUGGGCUUUCCGGCAGUACCCAUGCAUGUGGAGGCAAGCAUUUGGAAUCCUAAUUGGCUCGGAACCAUAGAUUGGAGACAGGGCCCAUUUACGGCCCAUUAUCGUGAGUUUCCCAUCAACGGUUGCCGCUAUCAGGGUUCGAACCCGCGGGACUGCUUUUCCCAAAAUUAUUAUUGGAACCAACCGCAGUACAGCCAAUUAAGUCCUGAUCAACAACGUAAGCUUCAAGAAGCCAGGAGAAAUUACAUGUUCGAGGACUACUGUAAUGACCCAAUCAAGAAAGGUCAAGAAUGCCAGUUUAAUCAGUAG
Molecule: messenger RNA, 816 nt
Organism: Coffea eugenioides
Lineage: Eukaryota; Viridiplantae; Streptophyta; Magnoliopsida; Gentianales; Rubiaceae
Product: xyloglucan endotransglucosylase/hydrolase protein 2-like
Exons: 4
Coding region: 1-816 (271 amino acids)
Biological process (GO): xyloglucan metabolic process; cell wall biogenesis
Cellular component (GO): cell wall; apoplast
Molecular function (GO): xyloglucan:xyloglucosyl transferase activity; hydrolase activity, hydrolyzing O-glycosyl compounds
Source: RefSeq, a predicted model, not a curated record